AUGUCAAACACUAUCGAUGCGGUUGUUGGAGGCGAAUCAGCAACGUGGCCACCUAAUUACAGCAACUAUACAGAUCUCGAAGGAGACGACAUGCUGCAGGCAUUAGAGAAUGAGUCGAGAAGCAAGCGAGCACCUGGAAGUUAUCGAGCAUUCGUAUCCAAGUUGCUUCGACACAUGCGAUCGCAUCAAUCGGCACAGAGCGAGCAAGACAAACGGAUAAAAUCGUUGAAGUUGGAUAUAGCAGCAUUGAGCGAGUAUUUGGGAAACGCACGAAAGAACUAUGACGAGCUCGCCCAGUUUUUGCAAGAUGAACGGAUAUUGAGGAAAGAGAAGGAAGCCAAGGUCAAUGAAUUGCAGGAAGCAUUGAAGAAAGAAAAGGAGCGAACAAUGGCCGCAUCAUCAUCACCAGCACAAGCGUCAAUAUCUUCACCUUCAUUACAGCAACAUACACAACCACCCUCUUCUUCUCCUUAUCAGCAACCACAAUCAACAACCCCAGUAUCACAUCAACCUUCUCCCACCACCUCUCCACAUGUUCAACAUCCAACUACACCCACCAAUGUCACUGAGCAAUCCAUAGCCGCAUCAACCGCUGCUCUUCGUGCUCGAAUAACUGAAUUGGAACGGCAACUUAUACGCUCUGCUAAAGGACGACAAGCCAUUGAGAAGGAAAUGUUGAAUCAUGUGCGACAAGGAAGUGAGCUACGUGUACAAGUCCAGGAGCUCAAAGCGGAAUUAGCGAGAGUGAAUGCGCUUGUUCAGAGCAAGGAACAAACCAAUGCACAACUUCGCGGUGAUCUUGAACGCACUCAGCAAGCAUUUGGUGCAUGGAUGCAUCAGUUUUCUACAAGCAAUCCUCAGCUAUCACAACUACAACAACUACAACAGCAGCAGCAGCAACGUCCCAAUACCCAACAGCAACAGCCACCCAUUUCACCUACUCAUAAUAUCACUCCCCAGCAACAACUCUCUAUGGUCAUCCCACACUCAUCUCCACCAAUGACAAUGGCACCAAAUGCUGUUACGAAUAUCCCACAACAAGCACAACUACCACCAACAUCAUCCGCUGUAUACAACAACUCUGCCGCACCUAAUUUCAGACUUGCAUUGCCAGAGCGAAGAGUACAAUACGAUCAACACCACAAUCAUCCACAACAACACCAUCAAUUAUAG
Lichtheimia ornata is the source of this 1173-nucleotide messenger RNA. RefSeq lists its product as uncharacterized. The record is from RefSeq and is a predicted model, not a curated record. NCBI's taxonomy places the organism in Eukaryota, Fungi, Mucoromycota, Mucoromycetes, Mucorales, Lichtheimiaceae. The transcript is spliced from 2 exons. The coding region runs from base 1 to 1173 and encodes 390 amino acids.